Molecule: messenger RNA, 2619 nt
Organism: Aspergillus saccharolyticus JOP 1030-1
Lineage: Eukaryota; Fungi; Ascomycota; Eurotiomycetes; Eurotiales; Aspergillaceae
Product: peptidase family M20/M25/M40 protein
Exons: 1
Coding region: 153-2522 (789 amino acids)
Source: RefSeq, a predicted model, not a curated record
AUCUCUAAACUUCUGACGCCCUCAUCAUUAUCACAUAACGCGGGACGAAUGCUGAGGGCUAUACUGGUUCCAAUUGACUUUAACCUCAACUCCAACCCGAACUCCCAACCUUCAACACCGAAAUCUGCGCAACCGGGAAAGACGCGCAGAGAAUGACGCUGGAAAUCCAUUCCCCGCAACAAUCGGUCAACGAGCGCAGAGGCCAGCGACUGGCGCCGCUACAAACCAACUUCAGCCGUCCCACCGCGCGCCCCAUACAAGUGACGGCUUCCCGACCACAGCGACCCCGACCGUCCGAUUAUCAGACUGAUGAGGAGGGCGGAGAGCGAGUGCCUUUACAACCCGCGCCGGUGAAACGCCAGACAUCCAAAUCCAGUCUACGCAACAUUUUCGGGCGCGACAAGUCGGCCCGUAAGCCAGCUCCCGAUGUCAAGCUGUCCGGUAUCGACGAACAGAAACCCGCCAUCGAACAACCGGCCCCCAACGCGGGGUCAGCGUCCUUAUCGCCCACCUUGGUCGCGACUCCGAGGACCAAUGCCUCUGCUGCGACUCUCCCUACUUCUCCCACCACAGUUGCCUCCCAACGCUCGAGACUACCUGCAAAGUCGCGCGGGAAGUCGAGCGACGAGCAACCUCCGGCCGGGGACCUAGGCUGGAAACCACCGCCACUGUUCCAGGCUUACCCACAGUCGAUCAAGCAUGAUUCAUUGCCAGUUCCCGCUCUCUCCGUCGAGUCCAUUCUGCGCAUGCAGGCCACAGCGAAAGCGAAGGGAAUCGUGUCCCGCGAUGAUAAUCCCUCCAGCAAAUCGUCACAGAACGGAGACGCCACGGAGGACAGCACCAAAAAGAAAAAGGAGGAGAAGGAGAGAAAGAGGCACUUGCGCACCCUCUCCGAGACCAUCAACAAGACUGAGUGGUCUCAGAAGGUCUUCGUGCUCGCUACUGCCGGUUACAUCCUACAAUAUGCGGGCUCGGGCAAGCACGACCGUUUACCGGAGAAAAUGCUCCAAUUGGGACCGAAAUCCGUGGCAUUUGCCAGUGAUGCAAUCCCAGGAAAGCAUUACGUCCUACAGGUGACACAGUCUUCAGAAGAGGAGGGCAUAGAGAGCACUAAACCUCGAUUCCGCUUUGGGUUUCAUCGUUCACAUGCUCGGCGGAUGGAGCGCACAUUCUUGCUGGUGUUUGACCAUCCCGAGGACAUGAAUACCUGGCUUCUCGCUGUCCGGGCCCAGAUCGAAGCGCGUGGCGGCAAGAAGUAUAUCUCCGAGAGAACUGACGAUGAACCGGGACACCAGCUGCAUAAUAAACCUAGUGUUCGUCAGAUGAUUACAAAGGAUACGAAGCGCUAUUCCACGCUGAUUCCGCCCCCGCUGCCCGCCGGCGAGGAAAGGGAGUCAAGCCUGAGUGAUCAGUCUCGUCGAGAUUCGUACGUCUCGAUCAAUCACCGUUCGAUAGUGUUACCCCCGGCAUCCGAGUCUCGUUCUGGGUCCAUCUCCACCACCCAUACCGAAGUGACGUCCCCGGCCAGCAAUUCCGGUCGCUUUUACUCUAUGGCAGCGUCCAGUGUCCCGAGUAUGCCUUCUGCAGAUCACGUGCCUACAUCCUCGGAUGUGGCCAGCCCAACCUCUUCGACUUCGACUAAGCGCCGAUCGAUGCAUGCAUCGCCGACGCAAGCGAUGCCCACGGCUGCCGAGAUGGCGGCCGAAAUUCCCCGAGCUCAGUCGACCCAGCCCGACCAGAUCUAUCGCAGCACCUCCCCACCUGCGCCAAAUUUCAGCGUUCCGUCCUUCAGCAAACGGUUCACGGCUCGGUUCGGGCCCCUGCAAGUGCCGCAGUUCGCACAGACCCCGCCGGCUCUCGAGGUCGUCAAUAACGACUCGUCUGUGGAUACCCUGUCUGCAUUUCCAUCUCCCCCGCAUUCCCCGGGCAAGAUCCCCAACGGUCUUGUGCAUGAGAUGCACGAGCCGCAACCGGCUCGACCUGUCCACGGACUGGCUCCUCCCAAGCCACUGCGGGUGUCUAGUUCGCAGGAUUCUCUGGUAGAUCCAACAGCUCGGGGCGGCGAAUCCAAGGCUCAUCGUCUCUCCCGUCUGCCUCGCGAUCCGUUGCAGUCUGCGGCUAAUACUGUGCGUCCUACCACUGCUGUUGGCGGAAAGCCUCCUUCAGACUUGCAUCUGCUGGCUGAAGAGCCACCGAACCGCCAUGAGCCACCCCGCGCGCGGGGAUCGGUGAUGUACCCCAACGAUCCCAAUGCACGCCUGCCGCCGGCCGGGAUGGGCCGACGCAAGAGCAUGCCCGGACUGAUCGGGCCGCCUGCUGCCCCGCCACCCAACUGUCCCUUGCCGAAAAUCCCCUCUCCCAUCGACCCGCAACCGGAUGGCUGGUGCGAAUCGCCCAUGGACCCGGGACAAUUCAUGGUGCCAUUGCAGCCGAUCCACGAGCAGCGGAAAAGUCUGGCUCCAGGCCCGUAUGGCUCGAGUGGGCGCCGCAGCGUCUCGCGUCAGUCGAGGAUAGCACCAUGACCUCGCCGCCACUUUCGUUUCUGGCCUGGACGGCCACCAGCUAAUUUUUCUUAUGCAUUUCACGUCGCCACGGCACGAUACACUUGCACAUACGGCU